This is a messenger RNA of Camarhynchus parvulus, 555 nucleotides long. It is a transcript of the gene BBS1, whose product is annotated as Bardet-Biedl syndrome 1. Bases 39 to 470 code for a protein of 143 amino acids. Gene Ontology annotation, biological process: non-motile cilium assembly; protein localization to cilium. Lineage: Eukaryota; Metazoa; Chordata; Aves; Passeriformes; Thraupidae. The transcript has 7 exons. Gene Ontology annotation, molecular function: smoothened binding; patched binding. Gene Ontology annotation, cellular component: axoneme; centrosome; BBSome. The record is from RefSeq and is a predicted model, not a curated record.
UUCCGGGCGGCAAAUCCCCGCGUUGCCGUGGCAACGCGAUGGCGGCGGCUGAGGAGAGCGCUUCGCUAUGGCUGGAGGCUCACGAGGACCCCCUGGCCGGGCUGUGCAGCUUCCCGGGCUGCAUGGCGCUGGUUGAUCUCCAUGGCGACGGCGACCACAAGCUGGUGGUCGGGGUGCCCCGCGGGCCGGGCGGGCCCCGCCUGGCCGUGGUGCGGGGCGCGGGCUCCAUGCGCAGCCUGGCUCUGCCCGAGGCCCCCGCGGGGUGGGGGCGUUCGGCCCGGCCUUCGGGGGGGCGGGCGGCUCCGGGCCGGGGGGGCCCGCGGUGGUCGUGGCCGCGGGCCCCGCGCUGUUCGUGUACCGGAACCUGCGGCCGUUCUUCAAAUUCGCGCUGCCGCCCCGCGCCCCCGAGCCCCUCGAGCGGGACCUGUGGCUGCAGGCCGAGCAGGAUCAGAUCGACCCCCUCACGCUGAAGGAAAUGUUGGAGGAUUUGAGGGACAAGGCCGAGGUGCCCCUGACGGCGCAGUCGCUGCGGCUGCUGGCGCGCCCCGAGCUGGG